AUGUCAAGCUUGCUGUUCCAUGUGAGCCAAAGAUGGCAUUCGGGAUGCAGGAGAGCUGUCUGGCUUCGCCCACGGCUUGUGCCGCAGCUGAGCCGGUCGCUUUGCUCGAAAGCGGAUCGUGGCUUAUUUCAAGACUUCCUGGAUCUCACCUGCAGGGGAUUUACUUCCACUGAAGAAUCUGAUGUUCGGCAAGCUGGUGCGCGAGUGCUGGCCGUCGGAGCUGCAAAGCUGGUGGAGAUGGACAGGGGAGAGAUGGCGGCCUACCAAGAACUGGAUGAGCAACUCCAGCUGGGCGUGGAGAAGUUGAGGGAGCUGCUGAGCCCUUCGGCCGAGGCUGAUGCCCCGCGUGCCGCUUUCCAAGAGGAAUGGAAGGGCGAUUCCGAGCUCCAGUUGACCUUUGUCUCCCAGCUGGGCGAGAGCUUGGUGGGUGGCAUCCAAGGGCAGAUUUCCUUGAGAGAAGCUGUCGCGGAUGUCGCCGAUGCCAGCUACACGGUGGAGAAGGAGGGCCGCACUUUUGCUGUUUUGCCUUGGAAGAAGAAAGAUGACAAGGAGAUUGGUAUGGACAUGGUGAAAGCCUUCGAUGAUAGCUGGAUCGACAUCCCUUGUGGUUGGAAGCCAUACCAGGUGUGCAAGGACUUCGAGAGAGUCAUCUUGCCCGAAGUGAUUGGCGGUCAUGCCUGGGGCACCGAUAUGUUGCUGGUGCGGCGCGGAAGCAAAUGGCCUGGUUGGAAGACGGGCAUUCAAGGAACUUCGAGUGCUGGGAAGCGCCUUUGUUCGCAUGUGGAUUGGUUUGAGAUUGACGUCUCUGGACGCAGAUGUGUCUUUCGUGGUGAGGAUACUCAGCGAACUCCCUCGAAGAAACUGGAUCCCUUCUGGCGAUCCUGGGGAGGUCGCGUGUUGCUGGAAAAGAUCUCGCAGCACGAGCAGAUCGAAGUGUUCAAAGCUUUCCUUCGAACAACUGCUUGUGCAACAUGGUCAAGGGCAACAUAG
This is a messenger RNA of Cladocopium goreaui, 990 nucleotides long. The record is from the annotation of a GenBank genome assembly. Lineage: Eukaryota; Dinophyceae; Suessiales; Symbiodiniaceae.